AUGAAAGAUCGUGAAAAGAUUGAAAAGUGGGCCCGUAACUUCACAAAGGAUUCAAUUCCUAAGGGAUUGUUGACCUUGAAUUUCGUAAGAUCUAGUGGACCAGGCGGACAAAAUGUUAACAAAGUAAAUACGAAGGUGGAUAUGAGAUUUGUGGUAGAUGAAGCACUAUGGCUGCCAGAAUACGUUCGUGAUCGGCUCAAGUCUGAGGAAUCAAAUAAGAUCAAUAAGAGUGGCGAGUUCGUUUUAACAUCAGAUCGUAAAAGAACUCAAAUGGCAAACUUGGAUGAUUGCAUGGAAAAACUGCAUGAGCUCAUACUCAGGAUGGCUGAACUCCCCAAGCUUCCUGAUGCCGAAGCGUUGGAAAAACUAGAAAGAAUGUAA
Lobosporangium transversale is the source of this 381-nucleotide messenger RNA. RefSeq lists its product as hypothetical. Gene Ontology annotation, molecular function: translation release factor activity. Gene Ontology annotation, biological process: mitochondrial translational termination. Gene Ontology annotation, cellular component: mitochondrial large ribosomal subunit. The coding region runs from base 1 to 381 and encodes 126 amino acids. NCBI's taxonomy places the organism in Eukaryota, Fungi, Mortierellomycota, Mortierellomycetes, Mortierellales, Mortierellaceae. The transcript is spliced from 3 exons. The record is from RefSeq and is a predicted model, not a curated record.